CUUCAGUUCAGCAAAGGACAGCUGAGUGCUGAGUCAGUGCCAGUGCAGUUUUAAAUUUCUUUUCGUUCUUCGUUGUUCCCAAGCUUCAAGUCUAAGAACGAGACACGUGUCGUUUGAUCCAAAGUAUUUUAUAAAAUAAAAUAAAUCAUGAGUGAUAACAAAAGUGAAGAUUUAGCAACAGCUAUUUUAAAAAAGAAGAGCAAGCCCAAUAGGUUACUAGUCGAUGAAGCCGUCACGGAUGAUAAUUCCGUGGUUGCUUUGUCCGAUGCCAAAAUGGCGGAGUUGCAAUUAUUCAGGGGUGAUACAGUUUUACUUAAAGGUAAAAGACGCAAGCAGACAGUCUGCAUCGUUUUGUCUGAUGACUCAUGUCCAGAUGAUAAAAUUCGAAUGAACCGGGUGGUACGAAAUAAUUUACGUGUCCGUUUAAGUGACGUCGUUUCAGUCCAACCAUGCCCGGAUAUUAAAUAUGGGCAGAGAAUCCACGUUUUGCCAAUUGAUGAUACCGUCGAAGGACUCACUGGUAAUCUAUUUGAAGUGGCUUUGAAACCGUAUUUUGUCGAGGCCUAUCGUCCUGUUCACAAGGAUGACAUCUUUGUCGUCAGAAGUGCAAUGCGUGCUGUGGAAUUCAAAGUCGUUGAAACUGAUCCCAGUCCUUACUGUAUAGUUGCGCCUGAAACUGUUAUCCACUGCGAGGGUGACCCAAUUAAACGUGAGGAAGAAGAAGCUGUUUUUAAUGCCGUAGGGUAUGAUGAUAUCGGUGGUGUCCGCAAGCAACUCGCGCAAAUAAAAGAAAUGAUUGAGUUACCACUUCGUCAUCCUUCGCUAUUCAAAGCCAUUGGAGUUAAACCACCACGUGGUAUUUUACUGUACGGUCCACCAGGUACUGGAAAAACACUUAUUGCUCGUGCUGUUGCUAAUGAAACUGGUGCAUUCUUUUUCCUUAUCAACGGCCCGGAAAUAAUGAGCAAACUCGCUGGAGAAUCUGAAAGUAAUUUGCGUAAAGCGUUCGAAGAAGCUGAGAAAAAUUCACCUGCUAUUAUUUUCAUUGAUGAAAUAGACGCCAUUGCGCCUAAACGUGAGAAAGCUCAAGGAGAAGUUGAGAAACGGAUUGUUUCACAAUUGCUGACACUGAUGGACGGUAUGAAGAAGACAUCUGAUGUUAUUGUGAUGGCCGCGACCAAUCGCCCCAAUAGCAUUGACGGAGCAUUACGUCGCUUCGGACGUUUCGACAGAGAAAUAGACAUCGGUAUUCCUGAUGCCAUCGGACGUCUAGAAAUUUUGCGAAUUCACACCAAGAAUAUGAAACUCGCUGAUGAUGUUGAAUUGGAACAGAUCGCUGCUGAAACCCAUGGCCACGUAGGCGCUGACAUGGCUUCUUUGUGUUCCGAGGCUGCAUUGCAGCAGAUCCGUGAAAAAAUGGAUUUGAUUGACUUGGACGAUGAGCAGAUUGAUGCUGAGGUGCUGAGUUCACUUGCAGUCACGAUGGAGAACUUCAGAUAUGCUUUGUCUAAGAGUACUCCAAGUGCUUUGCGCGAAACUACUGUUGAAGUUCCUAACGUCACAUGGGAGGACGUCGGAGGUCUGCAGAAUGUUAAAAAAGAGUUACAGGAACUGGUACAGUACCCUGUUGAGCAUCCGGAAAAAUUUUUGAAGUUUGGCAUGCAGCCAUCGAGAGGAGUUUUGUUUUACGGUCCACCUGGAUGUGGUAAAACUUUGCUGGCUAAAGCUAUUGCUAAUGAAUGUCAAGCGAAUUUUAUUUCCGUCAAGGGACCGGAAUUGCUGACCAUGUGGUUCGGAGAGUCUGAAGCCAAUGUACGAGAUGUCUUUGACAAAGCCAGGUCAGCUGCACCCUGUGUUCUGUUUUUCGAUGAACUGGAUUCAAUUGCCGCAUCUAGGGGUGGAUCAGGCGGUGAUGGAGGUGGUGCUGCGGACCGUAUAAUCAAUCAGGUUCUCACUGAAAUGGAUGGAAUGGGAGCUAAGAAAAAUGUGUUCAUCAUCGGUGCUACAAAUCGUCCAGAUAUAAUUGAUCCUGCUGUGCUUCGACCAGGGCGCCUUGAUCAACUUAUCUACAUACCGCUUCCUGAUGAAAAAUCCCGAGAAGCUAUUUUCAAAGCCAACUUACGAAAAUCUCCAGUAGCUAAUGAUGUUGACUUGACGCUCCUCGCUAAAGUAACCCAAGGUUUCUCCGGUGCUGAUUUGACUGAAAUUUGUCAGCGUGCUUGUAAAUUAGCCAUCAGACAAUGCAUUGAAGCCGACAUGCGCAGAGAAAGAGAACGAGCGGAAAACCCUACAGCUGCUGAGGAUAUGGAACAAGAUCUAGAUGAUCCUGUACCGGAAAUCACUCGGGCUCACUUUGAAGAAGCCAUGAAAUUCGCUCGUCGUUCUGUAUCCGACAACGACAUCAGAAAAUACGAAGGCUUCUCACAAACUCUCCAGCAAUCUCGCGGCUUUGGUACUAAUUUCAGAUUCCCUCAAAGUACCACCGGAAGUCCUCAAGACACUUCACAAAGAGAUCAAGGUUUCCAAGAUGACGCUGAUGAGGAUCUCUAUAAUUAAAUGUUUCUUACAAAUUCAAAAAAGUUAAAAAUAAAUAAAUUAAGUAAUUACUCUCUUUCUUUUUCAAUAAAAAUUUUUCUAUAAUAAGUAAAUAAUUUUUGUAAUCAAUGAUUAUGAAUUUUUAAAAUUAAUAAUACAAUUAUAUUGAUAAUAUUACAAAAAAAAUGAUGAACAAUAAUUAAGUUUUUCUAUCUCAAUAGUAUAAUAAUUUAUAAUGAU
Microplitis mediator is the source of this 2775-nucleotide messenger RNA. RefSeq names its product transitional endoplasmic reticulum ATPase TER94-like. Gene Ontology annotation, molecular function: ATP binding; ATP hydrolysis activity; polyubiquitin modification-dependent protein binding. The coding region runs from base 148 to 2556 and encodes 802 amino acids. The record is from RefSeq and is a predicted model, not a curated record. Gene Ontology annotation, cellular component: VCP-NPL4-UFD1 AAA ATPase complex; nucleus; cytosol. Lineage: Eukaryota; Metazoa; Arthropoda; Insecta; Hymenoptera; Braconidae. The transcript is spliced from 2 exons. Gene Ontology annotation, biological process: retrograde protein transport, ER to cytosol; mitotic spindle disassembly; autophagosome maturation.